Molecule: messenger RNA, 6845 nt
Organism: Lytechinus pictus (painted urchin)
Lineage: Eukaryota; Metazoa; Echinodermata; Echinoidea; Temnopleuroida; Toxopneustidae
Product: dixin-like
Exons: 17
Coding region: 1391-3721 (776 amino acids)
Biological process (GO): canonical Wnt signaling pathway
Cellular component (GO): cytosol
Molecular function (GO): frizzled binding
Source: RefSeq, a predicted model, not a curated record
GUAUAUGUGCACAAUAAGAUGUUUUAUAUGAUUGUGCUUUAUUCAAACACGUUGGGACUAACUUUUAUUUCUUGACAUUGUAUAUCCGUGUGAAUCGAGGUAGAAGUAAUUUUUACAAAGUCUUUGGUUUUUUCUUCCGUAUUCACCAGAUCUCCUGGUGGUCUUCACUUAACGGGGCUGAUUGCCGUUCAAACAUUUUUGCGAUAUUGUGCAUAGGAUCAGUUCAUGCAGUUCUGUAUUCAUGCAGGCAAUGUUGGAAUAAUGUCUGUUAUAAAGCUCUCCAUUAUGUGAAUGCCAAUUUAGUGUCAAAUUGGCUAUAAAAUGACGGAUUGUACGUGAUGGUUGAGGUAUAGAGAACUUUGCAUCAUUGUUGUAUGGGAAUUUCCUGGAUUGUUAGAGAGUUUUAAAUGAAAUGAAACAUGGAGAGGAAUGUUUCAGUGGAUCAUAACUUCUGUUGCCCGUCUGACCCCAUGACAUGCCGGUUGAAUUAUGACAAUGUGUGAUUUAUCGCUUGCUACCAAGUUUUUCGUUGACAACCACCAACUAAUGUCAUUUUUAUGAAGUCUCUACCAUUGGGAACAUGUUUUAUGUGCUAUUCCCACCAAAUGCAAGUACCAAAAUAUAUCGUUUAGGACAAUGAUGUCUAUUGUUUCAGCAAAAAUAAGGAUAUUUGCUAAUAUUGGAUUUUCAUGCAGUUGGCAUAGAACUUGAAAUAUUUGCAAUGAACAGUGUUGACAUUUAACAUUUGGUUUCAGUAUGUACGUCAGCCAGCACAUGCGUACAUGUAAAUGUCAAAGAUUUAUGCUGUUGGUAUUUUCUUUGAAGAAGAUCGCAAUCAUCUCUUUCCUCAUCUGCGUGUUCCUGGAUUGGUAAAGUAAUGUUCAACUGGGAAAUCUUAUUAGUAGAAACUACCACCCUUGUACUGUAUCAUCAUUACAACUACAUUUUCACUUUUUUUUAUCAAGAAAUCUUCAUAUGAAAACGGAUGAGCCUCUUUUGUUUUACAUUUAUGCAAGGAAUAUAUAAAGAACCAAGGUAACUCCUUGGAAGAACCAGGGCCAAGAUACAGUUCUCUGCAGGCCUACAGCGAUCAGACAGGACAAGUAUCUCUACUGCACCUCUUGCAUGACUUCAUACCAAAGGUUCUAGAUCAGUUCAUGUACUCUGAAAAGAAAGAAGAAAAAACAUUUGAACACUACGAGAAGACAAAUAUUGUAACAGUGUCCACCGAUUAUUGCCGAUUAUUGCCCGGGUGGCUGCUUGCCUGUUUCAUGUACAGGAAAAAAUAAUGAGUUUGUUGAAUUUGUAGAGGUCGUCUCCUCCUCUGAGAUGUGGUUUGCGUGGGUUUUCUUAUCGGAACUGUCAUAUUUUGGAAGGAAAUAUCGCGAGGAUGCCUGCAUUGGAUAUUUGGAAACUUGUCAAACUAAAUUCUUGGCUUACAUCGAGGCAACAAUUGCAAGCGUAUGUAGCGUGGGUGAACUCCCAGCUGAAGAAGAGAGCAGGAUGUAGAAUGGUGGAGGAUCUCAGGAGGGACAUGCAGGAUGGGGUGGCCCUUGUUCAUCUGGUAGAAAUAGUUUCUGGAGAAGCCCUAUCUCGUGUCGACUACAACCCGACAUCUGCGACGGUGAUGAGAGAGAAUGUUGAACGUGUCCUACAAUUCAUGGCAUCUAAGAGAAUACGGAUGCAUCAUACCUCAGCUAAAGAUAUUGUUGAUGGCAACCUAAAAUCCAUAAUGAGAUUGAUCCUCGCUUUAGCAGCUCAUUACAAACCAAGCAGCGUGAAGCAAGCAUCCCAGGCCUCCCCUAUGGGCGCCUCACCGGCCACACCGGGGACACCCAACUCCACCCCUCAGAGGAAAGGCCAACGACAGCAGCCCUCGUUCACCGCCAUGGCCGCCAAUGCUGCCGCGGCCAUCCACGACGCGAGAAAAGAAGCGGCCGGAGCGGGCGGUUCAUUGAGGAGGUACAAGGACAUGACGCCGACCCAUAAGCAAGGGUCCUCAAACCACCAUGCAAUCUCCCCCUCCCCUCUCCAUGGUAGCCCCCACCCUGGGGCGCAUCAUACAGGGAUGGGGACCCUCUAUCCCAGCACGCACCACUCCUAUCACCACUACUCUCCGACCACCUCAACGACCCAUGACUACCAACACAGAGUGUUGCCAAGAGGUGAUUCUGGUGACUAUCCAGAGGGUCCAAGAACAACCGGGGCUAGUAGCCCCCUACCGCCUACAGCCAUGGCCCCUUCCCCUAAUACAACCUCAGCCUCGGCCAGCCCUAUGGUCAGCAGGACAGGUCAGCAUGACCUUAGGAGAGCAAUGAGCCCAAGACAACAGAUGAAUCUUGCUCAUGCGUCAGACUCGGAUCAAGGAAGUGCAGGUGAAGAUGGCGGUCCCCAUUCGCUUCCUAGUUCACGGAGGUCAUCUAUCUGCCUGAGUGAAGCAUUGAUAGAAGAACAAGCGCUAAUGGGAGAUAACAUUGAAGAUACUAAGAAGUUACUACAAAGUUUACAGGAGCUGCUUCUGAACGGUAAAAUAGCGGAAGAAGAUGGUAGUUCAGAAGCCGAGGAAGACCAGAUGCAGUUUGAAGGAACAACAGCCAAAGAACAAGUGGUUGUGCUGCAAGCAAGAUUAAACCAGCAGCAGUACGAGUGCAAUCAACUACGUAAUGAAUUAUCCAAAGUCAAGCAAGAUUGUCGCAAUCUGCAAGGUACCAAGGCGGGCCUACAGUCAAGGUUAACGGAACAAGACAAUGCCAUUCUUCAAAUGAAGGCUGAUCUGUUGAAGAUGGGGUUCGCCCAACAGAACCUUGAGGCCGAAAACGCGGAGUUGAAGAGAACUUUAGAAGAGAAAGACAGACAAGUGAACGAUAACAGUCGACAGCUUGGCCAGAAAGAUAAGCUUCUUGGCCAACAGCAAGAACAGAUUGAAAGUUUGACGCAACAAAUGCUUCAUCUCAACUCAUUCAAGACUCAGUUGCAGAACAGACUUGAAGAAUCAGGGGGCUCUAAUAUGGAACUUGAGUCACAAAUACAUGAGCUUAGCCAGAGACUGAGUACAGUUGGAAUAGCUGAGGCGAACCUAGCAGCACACAUAUCAGCACACGACAGAAAAUUAGGCAAACUAGAAGGUCACCUUCACACUCCGGACAGACCACCCUCACUUGGAGAGGGUUCUGAGGAUGUCCAAACCAUUCGCAGUACUCUAAGAAGUCUUCGUAGUAAUAUCAGUAGCCACGACCCUAGCCAUCACCUAUUAGAUUCUUUAGAACAGGGUAUUGUAUCUAUCAUGGAUCAGCUUCAAGACUCACAUUAUAACAACUCUCGGCCAAUCAGUGAGUCUAGCUCGACGGAGAGCGCCAUCAGGAGGUACAACCACACCAGGUCAUCUCCGUCUGAGGACACUCUAAGUGACCGUAAAGAAUCACUUACAAGCCUAGACAGACUGAGUCCUGCAAAUAACAACUUGUCCCAGCCAUGUACUAAGGUUUUAUAUUUCACUGAAAGAACUGUCACACCAUUCAUGUCGUCGAUACCAAAGAGAUUAGGAGAAGUGACCCUUGGUGAUUUCAAGCAGAUCUUUGACCGAGAUGGGGCAUACAGGUUUCACUUCAAGGCGUUAGAUCCGGAGUUUGGAACGGUCAAAGAAGAGGUGAUCAAUGAUGAUGACAUACUCCCUGGCUGGGAAGGCAAGAUUGUAGGCUGGGUAGAUGAAGACACAGGCUGAUGCAGAGGGCGUGGCUCCACUACGCAGAAUAGCUAGUUCAUGUUAAAUAACCUCCCAUUUCAAACCAUGAUUGUAUAAGGAUUAUUUAAACUCCAAUGCCACCUUACAGCUCACGAGUGGUAUGUGACCCGAUGUGGAAAUGAAAUGCAACCUUUGAUGUGAACUUAGAUUCAUGGAACACACUACUGUCUGAAUCAACUUAAUAUGUGCAUAAACCUUGAAAUUUGUAACUAAUAAAACCUGUAUUUGUAAUCCUCUCUACAGGUAUAACAGAGCUGAAAAGUAGUAAAGAUUUUCCGUAUCUAGUAAUGAAAAAUGAGAAGAAUCGGAUGGUUUCAUGCAAAAUACUGAUUUCUAAAGUUUUGGUUUUAUGUGUUGUCCUAUGGUUUUUCUUUGACAAUAAUGAUUUCCUCACCAAAAUACAGAUUUUCAGCUUUAAAGAUAGUGAAAAGUUCUUUUUCAGGUUGGCAGCUCUCUAUAACUAUUAUCACAAUCGUAGUUGGGGGAGGCAAGAUGAUCUCCAAUAGGCUGCUGUACAAAUAUACAACAAUGGGGGGUGGCUUGUAUCCCACUAUUCCCCCCCCCCCCUCCCCCCCAAAAAAAAAAUUGCUGCCAUGACUGAUCAUCUUCAAAUGCAAUGUUGCUUAUGUGACUUUUUUUGCAUUUAGUAACUGAAAUGUCUUAUACCAUAUUGGGAUAGUUCAUCAUUGUAAACUUUGCACAUCUUAUAUCGCAUCUGGAUGUCUAUGCACUGCAAUGCACACACUGGCUGUCUACCAAACUGGAAUUUCAUUUGUCUUCUGGGAUGGUAUAACCCAAGCCCCUGGUCAACUAGAUUUCUCCAUAGAUAAAAAUGUGUUUGAUUUCAUUGGAAAUGGUGGUGACGAUUCUGGUGAUGUUCUUCCAUGUGAUAAGGUUUAGGAUGAAAAGGAACUAGUUAUGACUGAGCCAUUAUUUCUUCAAGAAACUUCUCUAAUUUCCCUGGUCAUUUAUUUUAUUUUUAAUUUUUUGUUCCAUUAUCAUUCAUGCAUACUAGCAAGAUGUUUUCUUCCUGGGAUUCUGGGGGAAAUUUCAUGAAACGAUAAGUAGUGAUUUUCACUAAUUAUUGUUAUAAGCUUCUGCAAAUCCAUGCCCCCAAUUGGCUCAGAGUAGAUUCAUCAGUGAAAGACAAAUGAUCAAAUUUUUAAAGAAAUGCUCAAAUGAUAUUCUUAUCUUCUUCCAUCUGAUUUUUGUAAUGCUACAGUCACAUCGACGAAACCGGCUGAAACUUUAUUACCAUGGCAUUCCAUAGAUCGGUUUAUUACCAAUGGCAUACCAUAGAUCGUUUUUUUGCCAAUGCCAUACCAUAGAUCGGUUUAUUACCAAUGGCAUACCAGAGAUCGGUUUAUUACCAACGGCAUACCAUAGAUCCAUUUAUUACCAAUGGCAUUCCAUAGAUUGGUUUAUUACCAAUGGCAUACCAUAGAUUGGUUUAUUACCAAUGGCAUACCAUAGAUCGGUUUAUUACCAAUGGCAUUCCAUAGAUCGGUUUAUUACCAAUGGCAUACCAUAGAUCGGUUUAUUACCAAUGGCAUUCCAUAGAUUGGUUUAUUACCAAUGGCAUACCAUAGAUUGGUUUAUUACCAAUGGCAUACCAUAGAUCGGAUUAUUACCAAUGGCAUUCCAUAGAUCGGUUUGGAGAUGGUUUCUUGAUGUGACUGAGGCAUAAAGUGAUAGGACUUCAGUGGCAAUUGAAGUAUUGCAUUAUGUAUAUAAAUAUUCUAACUUUUUACCCUCUUUAAAGUAUUUCACUCAUAUAUCAUGCAACUACUCAGAGAAAUAAAAAUCAAACGGAGCCUUGGGGCGAUUUAAUCCCAGAAGUGCUCAAUAGAGCCCUGGAAAAAUCCCAAUUCAUUGCGAUGUUAAAGCUAACCCAAAAUGUUGAAAAUAUCAAAAUUUGAUAACAGCGUACCUGAAUUUGAAAGCUCGGCAAUAUUUUGUGAAAACAGUUGUAUGCACAUGGUCAUGCAUAUUCAUUAGGUGGGCUGAUGAUGUCACAUCCAUACUUAUUACAUGAAAUGCUAGAUUGUUUCAUUUUUUCAUGCAUUUGUGAAGGAUAUGUCUCCUUUAAAAUGAGAUUAGUUGCAGCAAUUAUUAUAUCACACUUAAUCAGUUGUCAACUAUUUGUUUAGUUAUUGUAUGAAAAAAAAAUAGUAAACCUAAUUUCAUAAAAUAAAAUACAAAACAACAAGUGGGGACAUGACAUCAGUUUGCUCAUUGAAUGUUCAUGAAAAGGCAUUCCGAGAACUGUUUCACUGGAACAAUGCAAAUCUUUGAAAUGCAAUGGCUGUUAUUCCUUGUCCGAUUUUAAUCAAAUGUUCAGUAUUUUGUUUGUCUAAUUUUUGUUAUCUAUUCAAAUCAUUUAAUUUUAGCCUGGAGUACCCCUGUAAUCAUAUUUUAAAAAUAUUUUCAUUCCCUGAGCUCUGUUGGAUUUUUUUUUUUUUGGGGGGGGAGGGGGAUAUGGUUAACAAUAUUCUUCAUUUUCUUCUAAGGCAUAAUGCACCUGUCAAGUUGUUUUUCAAUCAGGAGUGCUCGGUAAUAUCUAACCUGCAGUUUGCAAUGCAGUCUUUUCUGUAUGCUUUAUUCAUCUUGUGCUCUUUUAUGAUUUGGUAAUUAUACCAUAUGCAUGCAUUUGGACAGUAUUAUAUUUAUUUGUUUUGUACUAAAAUUAGUUGUGGGAAUGGGAUAAUGUUGAUGGAGGAUUCCCCAAUCCAAUGCUGUAGUAUCGAUUUUAAGAACUCUAAGUCAUAUGUAUCUGAUUCUUUCGGUAUGAGGUAGGGGAGUCAUGUUGCCAUAUUGUGUGAUAUACAGUAAUCUUCCAGUGUUUGUAGCAUUCUGUGCAUUUGAAUUUCUCUCGUCAAUUAUUACAUUAUUUAUUAAGUUGUUUCCUGUUUUUUUCACUUCAGUGACAUGCAUGUUAUUUGUCAUCUAUUGCCAGUCUUCAUGAAUAAUGCUUUCCUGUAAAUUAUUUUUUUUCAAAUAUUCACAAAGAUAUAUGAUCAAUGUACAGCGUUGAAUAUAAUUUUGAGAGAUGUUGAUGAUUAUGUUGAAAACAAAAUACAAAUAUACAAAUUCAAUAUUCAAA